AUGAAUGACAAGGAAGCUGAGGCUGCAAUAGCUGAAUUUAUGGAAAAGGUAAACAUCAUUUAUAUUUAUUUAAAUACUCAACGAUAGUAAAACAGGCCAUACUCUGUGCAGAACAUAUUGGAUAGUUUUCAAUAAAGAAUAAAGAAGACUCAGUGUUAAAAGAUAAUGGAUGAAUUAACUACUUAGUAGAUAUUAACUUGCAAGGAAUAUGGAAAGGCCAAGAUAUAUCUAAUAAAUUAAGAUCUAUUCGAUACUAAGAGUGCUGAAGAACUAGCUAUUCUAGAUGAUUAGAUUAAAAUCAGGAAGGAUGAGAAUGACGCUUUGCUUGUCGAGCUAAAAUAACUUCAAAUAAGAUUAAAGGAAACUAGCUAGGGUUAAAGUAAUACAGACAUAAGUUCUGACAUAAAACAACACAAAACAGACAUAAAGUCUUUGCAGGACAAGAUUAAGCCAUUUGUAAGUGGUGGCAGAAAAUUAGUAACUCAGGAUGAAAUUAAUAAAGCAGAUAAGAAGUUGAAGAAUAUGUAAUAGGAAUGGAAAAGAAGGAAGAAGGCCUGCAUGGAAAUAGUUGAUUAGAUUAGUGAAUCAGCUGAAAUGAAUAGAAAGGACUUUAUAAAGAAAUUAAAUCUAGAGACCGAUGAAGAGUAUAAAGUAGUUUGUCCAAUUUGA
Messenger RNA from Stylonychia lemnae, 669 nucleotides. The record is from the annotation of a GenBank genome assembly. Lineage: Eukaryota; Ciliophora; Spirotrichea; Sporadotrichida; Oxytrichidae.